Linum tenue is the source of this 2762-nucleotide messenger RNA. The record is from the annotation of a GenBank genome assembly. NCBI's taxonomy places the organism in Eukaryota, Viridiplantae, Streptophyta, Magnoliopsida, Malpighiales, Linaceae.
AUCGCCAUUCGCCACCACCAUCACCAUCUCCUCUCCUUCCAUCCUAACCUACCGUCAGGGAAUCACUCUUUCGAAUUUUGCGCCACCGCCGACUGAAACCUUCUCUUUCAAACACCGAUGUCGGCCGGAAACCUUCUAGCCUCCGGCAUGAUGCCGGAGUCGCUCUCUGCGUCCGGUAAGAGCUCCGAGAGGCUAAGCCUUCCGUUACUCCAAUCCAAAAUGAAGAUUGACCCCGAAGGUUACACGACGGAGCUCGGUCUCAUCUACAACCAAUUCAUCUCUGCUCUUGACCUGUUCAAGCAGCAGGCCGCUAUCAGUUUCUCUUCCGGCGCCUGCGCCGACGCCAGCAUCUCUAAGGAGCUCGGCGACCGCACUCUGUUCCUGGCUCACGUCGCGCCGUUCUACGCCAAGCAGCUCUCCCAGUUCCCCCGGCAGCUCGUCGAGUUCCUCAAGUCGUCGGCGCGGUCUCUACCGUUUGGAUUGAGAGCCCACGUUACUCAAGCUCUUAUUCUCCUAGUCAAUCGACAGAUGGUUGAAAUUAGUGAGACUUUGGCAUUGUUUAUGGAGCUUCAAACUGUGGGAGAUAGGAACUUGAGGAAAUUGGCUUUCACCCAUGUCAUUCAAAGUAUUAAGCGCAUGAACAAGAAGCAUAAGAAUGAGACCAAGAAUCGGGCUCUUCAAAAUAUCCUAUUUACAAUGUUACAGCAAGAGGAUGAAGCAUUGGCAAAAAGGGCGCUCAAUACUCUGUGCGAGCUUCAUAGGAGGAAGGUUUGGUUUGAUGAUAGAACAGCAAAUGCAAUUUGCAUGGCUUGUUUCCAUUCUUCAUCAAGAAUAAUGAUUGCCGCUCUGUCGUUUGUACUGGAUUAUGAGAAGAUUCAAGAGGAUGACGACAGUGACUGCGACGAUUUGAGCAGUGAUGAUGAGGCCAAUCCCCAAAAUGCUCAUAUUGUCAUUAGUAAAGAGGCUGUUUAUAAGGCAAAUCAUUCAGGUACUUCAGCUAGUAAGAAGAAAAAGAAAGCAAAGCUGCAGCGUGCCAUUCGUAGCAUGAAAAGGCAGCAGCGGCUGUCUUCUGAGAAAAAUAGUUCGACUUAUUAUUCACCACUUAACCAUCUCAAGGAUGCUCAGGGAUUUGCCGAGAAACUUCUUUCUCGUCUUCAGACUUGCAAUGAGCGUUUUGAGAUUAAGAUGAUGUUGAUGAAAGUUAUUGCUCGUACUAUUGGACUUCACCAUUUGAUUUUGCUGAACUUCUAUCCUUUCCUACAGAGAUAUUGUCAGAACCGACUCUCUCUUCUGCAGCCACAUCAGCGUGAAAUCACAAACUUGCUUGCCACAGCUGUUCAGGCCUGUCAUGAUUUGGUGCCUCCUGAUGCGGUUGAACCUUUAUUUAGACAAAUUGUAAAUCAGUUUAUACACGAUGGUUCCCGUCCAGAGGCAAUUGCUGUUGGACUUAAUGUCAUCAGGGAAAUAUGUGUACGGAUGCCUUUGUUGAUGACUGAAGACUUGCUCCAGGAUCUUGUGUUAUACAAGAAAGAACAUCAGAAGGCCGUUUCUGCUGCUGCUCGUUCACUCAUGGUCUUGUUCAGAGAGGUCUGUCCUUCACUUUUGGUUAAAAAGGAUAGAGGUCGACCAGUAAACCCAAAGGCAAGGCCAAAAGCAUAUGGAGAAAAUCAUGUUGCCUCUGCAGUUCCUGGAACCGAAUUGCUAGAAGGUGAUUAUAAUUCUGAUAGUGAUGAUAAAACUGACGAUGAUAGAGAUGACGAAUCUCAAUUCCAUGGCUCUGAGGAUGAUGAUGAUGGUGUGCCGGCUGCAAGUGACGAAGAGGAAGAAAAUGGUACGGAAGAUGAGGAUGGAGGAAGUGACGACGAAGAUGAUUUACUAGUCGGCUCAGAUGAUGGCGAGAGUGAGAACAGUGUGGAUGAAAAUGACAGCGAUCUUAGCAGUGAUGAAGGAGAUGAAAAUAAUAGUGAUUAUGAGAAAAUGGAUGAUGCAAAUGAUGGUGCUGAAGUAAGCAAUUCGAAGUCAAAUAAGAGAAAGCGAUCUGAUGUGGAUGAAAAACUACUUGUCUCUGGUGACUCGAGUCUCCGAGCUCUAAAAAGAUUGGCAGAAGAGAAGUUUAAACCUCAACAGGACGAAGGAGAAGACGGUAUUCUGUCUAAUGAGGACUUCCGAAGGAUUAAGCAACUGAAGGCCAAGGAGGCGGCGAAACGUGCUUUGGGUCAGCACGGCUUCAAGCAGCCAACCUCUGACCCGACAAAGCCUCUGGACCCUAGCAAGCUCGAGGCUCACAUCCGGCACAAGCUAAACAAGGAACAAAGACUUGCACUGGUGAAAGCCGGAAGGGAAGAUAGGGUUAAGUACCAGUCUCGAACUGCUAUAAAACAGAACAAGACUGGUGGCAUGAGCAAUCGACAGAAGGAGCACAAGAAGAAGAUGCCUCUGGCUGCAAAGAGACACAAGAUAGCCAAGUCUCGAGUGGAGAAGCGGAAGAAGGUCGAUCGCCUCGGUAAACAGUUCCGCGGCAGGAAAGCAUGGAAAUGAGCACGACAUGUGACAACAAUCCUGAGUUUUGUUUCCCUUGCGAAUUUUGGAAAUUUUGGUUCCUCAUUGCUAUGAGCAUCGACUAUUUGUUACAAAAACAGAGUCUUAGUCUGGAUGUCAAUCUGUACAAGUAUGUACCAUGAUCUUCAUUCAGCAUUUUGACAAGUAGGUACCAUGACCUUCAUUCCUAAACAUUUUCAAAUGAUAUCUACAAGAAUGGUAUG